This is a messenger RNA of Penicillium verhagenii, 540 nucleotides long. RefSeq names its product RNA recognition motif domain-containing protein. The transcript is spliced from 6 exons. Bases 1 to 540 code for a protein of 179 amino acids. The record is from RefSeq and is a predicted model, not a curated record. Gene Ontology annotation, molecular function: RNA binding. NCBI's taxonomy places the organism in Eukaryota, Fungi, Ascomycota, Eurotiomycetes, Eurotiales, Aspergillaceae.
AUGUCUAAGCUCUUCGUGCACGGCCUUUCAUGGCAUACGAAUGAUGAUACCCUUCGUGAGGGAUUCCAGCAAUUUGGAGAGAUCCAAGAAGCUAUCGUGGUCAAGGAUCGCGCAACAUUGCGCAGUCGUGGAUUUGGCUUUGUUCGCUUUGCCACUGAUGCCGAGGCCGAUGCGGCUAUGAAUGCGAUGAAUAACGUGGAAUUCGACGGUCGGACCAUUCGUGUCGAUAAGGCAUUUGACCGACCCAGCCGCCCGGACGGUGGUUUCCAGGGUCGCGGCGGUUACAACCAGCAGCCCGGUGGUGCACCCGGUGGAGGAUUCCAAGGUAGCGGUGCCGGUGGUGGCUAUCAGGGAGGUGCCGGUGGUGGCUACCAGCAGGGUGGUAACCGUGGAGGAUACGGUGGCUACAAUAACCAAUACGGCAAUGGUGGUGGUGGUGGUUACGGUGGAGGUGCUGGAUAUAACCCCGGCUAUGGCGGUGGUGGCGGUGGUGGUGCAGGAUGGCGUAACAACCAAGCUCCCGGCCCCGAGGGCAACUAA